GGCGGCGCUCGGGGAAAUUGAGCGCGGCCUCCUCUGAGGGGAAGCCGAGGCUUUUUUUUUUUUUUUUCCCCCGCUCAGCCCGGGGAGGCGCCCAGGGCGGGCGAAGAGUGUGGGAAGGCCGGGGAGGCAGGCUUUUUAGGCUUACCGCGGUGACCGGGAGGAGAAGGGCCGGGCCUGGAAGGGAAUGGAGAAGGGCGCUGCCAAGCAGAAGGAAGGCCUGAGGGGGAGAGACUCCAAUGGGGGCCCCUCUAGGCGCCCAAACGGCCCCCAGGAAGGACCUGGGAGCCAAUUGACCGAAAAGGGCCCCAUAUCAAGGGCAGUGAGCACCGUGUCAGGGGCCCUGGGCCCUGGGCUGGCCCCAGGCCCCCCAAAUGAUGGCCCCAACCCCCAUGCAGACUCUUGGCUCCCGAGGAUGCUGGGCCUAGUCCUCAAAGCCUCUGGCCUGAGGGUCUCCCUGCCAGAGGCGACCCCGGUGAUGGUGCUGCUCCUGCAGAGAUACGUGGCCGAGGGGCUGCCACCCUUGCCCGAUGCCCCCUGCCCGGCCUAUUACUACGACGUGACUGUGACGGAUGGCACCUACCAAGAGAAGUGCCUCCUGGCCCCUCAGCUGAACGGCCUGGUCCAGCGGAACGGGCUGGGCGCCGGGCGACAAAUCAAGAUCACCCACUGUUCCUACAUGUACAACGAAAGGAGCCUCGGCCCGGGCUUCGCGUGCAUUGAAGAGCUGGAAAUCCUAGAAGGGGUUUUGGUCUUGGCCGGGCUUCCCUCCCAGCUCAGAAUCUGCCACGUGAAGACCAGCCUCCCCUUGAAAGGGAGCAGGAAGCAUUACCUUCCUCUCUGGAACAAUGACGAUCCCUUUGGGGACAUGUGGGUGGCGAGGAAGCCCUUGAGGGAGGUCGGUCUGGAGGAAUUCAAACCAACAUCCAUCUCUAUUCUGGCCAUGACUUGGGAAAGCAAACUCAGCUUCCCACCGUUACGUGUCAGAAUCAUCCAUAAGUCUCGGUUACGAUAUUUUGGAAAACCAAAAACAAAGCUAGAUGUGCCAUAUCAGGCUUAUUUUGAUGUGGCUGAUCAAUCUGGCAUGGUGUUAAUGGUGCUGUGGGGCUCUUUAUGCCCUGAAUGGUAUCACAGUAUGAAAAUCGGCACAGUGUUGCUGCUUGAAAAAUAUGCUGUUAAAAAAAGUUUAUCUUCUAAAAUACAGUCAAGUCCUGAAGAUUUGCACAUGAAGAGAUUCAGUUCAAUAGAAAUUGCUUUGAACGUUCGAGACCCUCCAGCUAAAAUUAACAUCAUUCCAGAACAUAAAAUUAAACCAGAAUGGAAGUUGCCCGAAGUUGAAUAUCAGUUUGUAACAAGAUCCGAGUUUGAUAAGUUAGCACAAAAUCAGUUUUGUGACAUCAUUGGACUUGUACAAUACGUUGGACGGGUCGAGCGCAAGAAGAAAAAAGGUUGUGUGGAUGACUUUUGGACGUAUCGCUGGGUACAUGUUGUUGAUGGGACUUCAGAACAGCCUUUUAUAAUAGAAUUGUUUUCCACAUCUCAGCCAGAUAUAUUUGAACAAAUUUACCCAAUGACCUACUUGGUAUGUACCCAGAUGAGAGUGGAACAAAAUAUUUCUGAGAAUGGCUCCAGUACAGCCUACUUAACAACAUCUAUGAAAACUCAAAUGUUUAUUUCAGGAUGGCAUAAGGGCCAGCCAUAUAUAAAAGAUCCGAAAGUGCAAAACUUCAUCCAGUGGAUGAGAACCCAAGAGGAAGCCUCUUUCGUGGACAAAGUCGUCAUUGGGGGAUACCAUCGUUUCCCGCCACUCCCGCCUACAUUUGCAGAAUAUUGUAAAAAUAUGAAUGAAGAAUUAGUUUUGAUAUCCAUCAGUGAAAUUGAGAAGGAGAUUGACAGUUUGCACUACAGGGAACAGAAGCACAUUGCUUUUCAAGGGAUAAUUAGUGCUAUAAGAUGUGUCAGCUGCAGCAGUACCUCCCAGGAUGCCUCAGGAGAAUCACCAGUGCAGAUCGAGAAAAGCUCAUCAGUAAGUACUUCUUUGUCGGAACAGCAGCCAGCGAGAGAAUCAACUUCUAAGCAGGAGUCGCCAUCUCUGAGGCAACAAACCGUAGUAACCAGGAGUUGUGCAAAGAGACAGAUUUCAGCUGUAGAGACCACGGAUCACCCUCCUGUGUCUUCUCAGCAUUCAUAUUUGACAAGGUCAACAAGCAAAAGAAGAACGUUACCCAAUUUUCUGCAAGAUAAUUCCGACGCCAAUAAAGACAAUGCAGAAGUGAUGGAAACAGCACAGACGCACGAAACAGGUCACAAAGAAAUAGCCGAUGGGUCUGAAAAUGUUCAUCGACAAAGGAUGUGCCCCAAUUCCUGGGAAAGUGUCCUCUGGACCUCUGUAAAAGAGAACUUAGUGAAGCACUUGAACUUCAGCAAGAUUUUCCCAGAAAGCUUCCCUUGUAAAUUUAAUUACUCUCACAAAGAAGUCCUGUUGAAACAAUACAAUCUUCAGGCAGCCAAAUUCCAGCCAGAAAAAUGCCUGGCGAGUGGAGAAAUGAGUCACUUUGAAAAUGCCUGUCCUCUUGAAUACUAUCAAGUGGCUAUUCUCGGCGUCAAUCAUGAUAUAGCUGUAGAGGUUGCCCUCCUGAAUGACUCUUACUUAUUUCAAGUCAAAAAGGUAUCACAAAAUGCAGCACCUUCUCACAAAAAUGGCACCACACCUUGCCAGGAGACCAUUAACCAAGGAGGAGCUUUUGAGUUACUUUCACUUCCAGAUGAUUUCAAAGCCGCUGCCCUAGAGAACCAACGUGUCAUCUGUAUUCUGGAUGUUUGUCCUCUGGAUAACGACAAAACCGAAGUCUUACUUAGGAAAAUAUAUAAGAUAACAGAAAUUGAUGUAGUCAACCAAACAUAGCUCAUGGUUUGACAUAAAUGUAUUGCAAAACUGAGAAGAGGAUUAAACUUGCAAAAAAGAAUGUUUUUCUCCUGCUAUGCUAUCCGCAAUUUGGAUAUUUUAGCAGUGGUUAAGGAAAGUUUCUGGUUCUUUUGUACUUGAAUUUUACAGAAGUGUUUGGACAGAUACUUGCCUCUCAAAUCAGGGUGUUUUCUGGCAACAAGUACUGCACACGUAUUGCUUUCUUAACCUUUGUUUAAGUUUAAAGUAGCAAAAGAUAAGCCAGCAAUGCAUCCGCUAGUCAGAUCCUGUCCUGUGAUAACUGGAAAGACCGUGGCUCUUUUGCUGCUUAUCUCUGCUUUCUGGGUGACUGAAUUUGGUCUGAUUAUGAAAAGUUUGUUGCGGGCAGUGAGCAUCUAUAGUUAGGAUGGAGGUGGGGUGUAUUAAGGAGUAGAAUUGCUUCCCACAGAAGUUGCCUCACGAAAUCGCCUUUCAUCGACAGUCUGCAGAAGGCUUGGAUGAAGGAAAGCCACCAGUUUGUAUUUUGAACUUGUUUGUGGAGCCUGCACAAAGGCUGCAAGCAGGGAGUGUGUCAUUGCAGUAAUCAAGCCCCUUAAGCUUUGCUGUGUCAACUCUGGAUCAUGAUUACAUUGCCAGCUGAUCAUUAUACAGUUGCGGCCCCUUCCGCAGAUGAUGAGCUGAGGGGAGGGCGAAACACUCCAAUCAGAAGUCGUAAUUUUGGGUUUUGUUGCAGAAUGGAAAUGAAGUAGAACUGCAUUGGGUGCAGAAGUACCAGUCUAGCGCAGACGGGUAAAAUCAUGUGGUUUGAGAACGGGCAUAGUACAGCUGCAGCCCAGUCACCCAGAAAAGGGAAGUCGAACGUGUGUAUUUGUAUUCAGCCUUGGAAGAAGUGAGUGCGCCUUUUAGCGUGACUUGGAAGAAACGUGUGGUCUUGUUUUUUUUGUAUAUUGUAUUGCACUAUGGCUUUGAUAUUGUAGUUGUUUAUUGACAGGGCCACAGAGAAACUGCUGGGUUUGCCCUGAAAACCAUCUUUCUCGCUGCUCUCUUUCCUUCCCCAGACUGAAACAACCAACGUGCCAGUAAUUCCAGCUACCCCUUUCUAUCAAGAAAUGUCAGGUUUGACAAAUGCCCUACUUGGUCCUUUUAGUGCCAAAAUCCUUUCCUUUUUUCUAGGAUUUGAAUUUUUUUUAAUAUAACCAUUAUAAUGUUCUGCAGUUCGCGUCUGUUUCAAUAUAUUGAUUUUAAGAUGAUGAUGUCUGAAAAAUUUUAUACUGAAAGAAAGAAUAAAAAUGUAUCAAGCGUGUAAUUGUCUAUAGUGCCAGAAGUUGUCCAACUGCUUCCAGUUGGAAUAAAUGCAUUUAUAUAAACUUCUUGGUUCAAAUAGUUCCUCUAAUUCCUACUAUUGUUUCACAAUAUGGAUGGGUAGUGGGGAGGGAGAGGAAGAGGAAUUGCCAAAGAUGAUGUUGGUUACGACCAGUAUUGGAAAAUUAAGUUGCAAAAGAUUAAUAGAGCCAGCAUGUUAUUUCAGUGUUCAAACCCGGGUUAAAAAAAAACUGUAGUGAACCCUAGACCUGCCUAAAAUCAUUGUGAUAAGUUCAAACUGUAUGUAUUUUUAUAACAUUCAUUUGAAGCGAGGUUUCGCUUUAAAAAAUCCUUUAAAAUAAAAGUGAUGUUCUACAUUA
This is a messenger RNA of Ahaetulla prasina, 4584 nucleotides long. RefSeq names its product RPA1 related single stranded DNA binding protein, X-linked (gene RADX). Gene Ontology annotation, molecular function: single-stranded DNA binding. Gene Ontology annotation, biological process: regulation of DNA repair. The transcript has 15 exons. Lineage: Eukaryota; Metazoa; Chordata; Lepidosauria; Squamata; Colubridae. The record is from RefSeq and is a predicted model, not a curated record. Gene Ontology annotation, cellular component: replication fork. The coding region runs from base 185 to 2902 and encodes 905 amino acids.